GCCGAUGCACAGUCGUCACCCAGGAUUCAACGAGACCCGCGCAUUCCUUGGCUCUCGCACUCAUUUGGCGCUCGCGGAUUUCUGCCAACGCCUUCGACGCUCGAGAGACUGAGCGGCGGUCUGUAACAAGAUAAAUCCAGGACGCCGACGGCGACACAGCCCCGCGCGCGCGUGUAACAGGGGAACCGUUCUGUUCUUGCGACGGGCCUUUCCCUCUCACCAUGGCGGUCUUGUCGCUGCCGCUGAGCUUCAACAACUCAUUCUGGUCCCAGGACUACAGGAGGGGGCUGGAAGUUCUGUAUACUAAGCUCGAACAGGGAGUCGCGGAGAAUGCAGAAAUCGUCAAUUUCAUCCGAGCUCGCGCGCAUGCAGAGAACCAGCUAGCUGCAUCGCUCACGAACCCCGCGUUGACUGGACCGAAGGGCGCAGGAUUUGGUGCAGAUGAUGGCGCAUCGCUGCUCAUGGCCUUCCGUGGCCUGCAAGAAGAGUCUGCGACCCAGGGCAAAGUCCACAAGGCGAUCGCCAACGAGCUAGAGACUCUGGUCGCCGAUCCUUUCGCGGAUUGGGCUCGCGGGUACAGAGACCGCCUCCAUCAGAACAAGGGGACCGUCAUGGAUCACUGGCUGCGCGCCUACGAGCAUGCACAAGGCGAGGCGGAUAAGCUCAAGCAUCAGUAUCUCGCAAAGACGCGCAAAGCCGACGAGGCCGAGGACGACCUUAAAUUCGCGCCCAAUGCGCCUGCGGACACGUACACCACAUCCCCCAACAUGCGUCCAGCGGACAGUCACCGCACGCCACCCCAGCGCACCCCCAGCGUCUCCGAGCGCAUUGCUGCCCGCCUCAAGGAGAUACAGAAACGCAGCGCUGGCGCAUUGGCUCAGAAAGAGGAGGACGGCAACGAGAAGGCUGCUUCGCCCUCUCCCGAGGCUUCUGAAACUCCGACGCCCAAGGUGGACAAAGGCAAAGGUCGCGCUGUCGAACCCCAGUCCCCGGUGCUCGCCUCACCAACAGCCAUGUCACCUUUAGCUGCUAAGCUCGAGCUUCCGCCGCUACCCAGCUCGCCGAUGCCCCCGAUGCCCCCUCCGCCUAUGCUCCUUGCCGGGCUCUCGCUUCCCGUAUCCGCAAUCUCGCAGCUCCUGACGAAGGCCGCGGAGGAGCUGCCGCUGCGUCCGGUGCGCGUGCCGCUGCUCGGCGAGUACCAGGACUGCUUCACGGGCGACGAAUUCGUGCGGUGGCUCAACGACAAUGUCGACGGUUUCGGUGGCAGCUUCGACCGUGCGGAGGAGGCUGCGAAGGACCUUACCGAGAGAGAAGGUUUGCUUAGACGUAUCGGCGAGUUCGGUAACGAGUUCGAGUCUUCCGACGAUGCCUUCUACCAAUUCAGACCCAAGGCUUUUGACCUCGAGAACCAGCACGCCAAGGAGCCGCCCACCGAAUCCGCUCCAUCUCCCACCAAGCCUAACAACUUGUUCAAGCGCGCCAAUAACUUUGCUGGCCUGGUCUCGAAGGCUUUGGCUGCGAACGCUGCUGCCAACAACCAGCCUGCGUACAUCCGUGCCCGGCAAGAGGCGGAGGAAGCGGACAAGGAAUACAGGGUAGCGGUCCGCAAGCUAGACCGGCAGCGUCUGGGUCUCGAGGAGCGUAUUGAGGACACGCUGAAGACGCUCCAGCGCUGGGAGAUCGAGCGGCUGCGGGCCGUGAAGACGGUCCUCCUGCAGUACCACGGCACACUGUCCAACCUCCCGAAGGGCCUUGAGCCUUCGCUCGAGCGCUCUGCUACCCUCAUCGCCGCGUACCAACCCGAGCAGGACCUGACGGCCUUGAUCGAGCGCUACCGCACCGGCCCCUUCCGCCCGGACCCCCAGGUCUACGAGAGCGUCUCGCAUGACGAGUGCGAUGUCGUCUUCGGUAUCGACUUGCGCAAGUGGGCCGAGGGCGGCUGGGACGCGCUCACGACGGGUCAAGAGAAGCAUGACACGCUACCGCCCGUCUUCAGCGCUUUGCUGGAUGGCGUCAAGGGCGCAUACGAGCGUGCGCCAAGCGAUGCUGAGAAAAGGAAGGCGUGGAUCUACGAAGUGCCUCUGCCGGCAGUGCACUUCCUGCGCGAGGCGCUCAACGCGAUCCCACCCGAGCAGCCCAUCCCCGCCGAGCUCUUCGCGCAGUACGAUGCCCCUGUCGUCGCGGCCACUAUCAAGCUGUGGCUCCUUGAGCUCGAUCCGCCGCUUGCCCUCUACGAAGGCUGGGACGAGGUGCGCAAGCUGUACGGCACGGUCGGCGCAAAGGCGGAAAAGAGCGAGGAGGAGCAUGUGCAGGAGCUGCAAACGGCGCUGCUGAGGCUGCCGAGAGUCCACCUCUACGUGCUCGACACGCUUGUCAAGCAUCUAAAGGAGCUGAUUGAGGGGACGGAUGUUGACGAGAGCGAGGAGGUAUAUGUGACGAAGCUGGCGUUGUCGAUCGGGCGCACGAUCAUCAGGCCCAAGGUUGAGACCGAGCUGUCCAUUCAGGAUCGUCACCCGACGUUGCUCUUCAUUGACCUCCUCACGAAGUACGACGCCAUCAUCCCGCCGACCAUCGCGAGGAAGAAGCGCGAGUCUACGCGUAAGGUCCCCUUGCGGAAGCGGACUGCGCCGGUAGAUGUCAGGCUCAGCCGCAGCCGCAUAUCCUUGGGCGCGGACACACAGCAGCUGCUCGCGAUGCAGCAGGCGGCGAAGAAUCCGCCACCAAAGCCUGUCCACGACGAAGCUCCGGUUCCUGAGGUGCCGCCGCCACCCCCUCUGGAAAAACCUGUCGAAGAGGCACCGAAGCUACCUACGCCUCCUCCGGUACCAGAGGAGGAAUCCACCCCGAGGCGUCCAGCGUUCAAGGAGCCGCCUCCAGAGGAUGAUGAUUUGCCACCGCGCCCACAGUUUAGGGACCCUCCUCCUGAGCCCGAUGAAUCGUCGCCCCCCAUGCCCAGCCGUUUCGCAGAGCCUCCCCCUGAGGACUCGGAUACGCCAACGCCGGGCGUGGCUACCUCGCCGCCUUCGUCCCCUCCGGCUGGCCAGAGCCCAUCGACGACGGUCAUCCCGCCGACUCCUCAGCGGACGCCCGGCAGCCCAACGAAGCGUGCCAGCGGAGUCCGAAGCCCGACCGAGAGCAUGCGUAGCGCGUCCCCGGCGUCACCCAACGAGGACAGGCCUUUGAGCACCGGUCGCACUUCUAUCUCGCGCCAAACCUCGGCAGGCGUGCGUGGUCCUCGCGGAACGCGCGGUCCUCGUCCACCCAGCGGAAAAGUUGGUGAUAUGGUGCAGAACCUCAACAAGCGCAGCAGCUUGGCGUCGUCGCCGCCCAGGAGUGGUAGCCCGACCUCUAAGCGCUUCAGCGGCGGUGUUCCAGGAAGCCCGACUACAUCCUCGCGGCCAAACAGCAUGCUCGGCCGCUCGACGGCGUUCUCGCGGAGGACCAUGGCGAGCGACGCGGAGGAAGAGAUUGUGAACAACUGAUAGGUGUGGAUAUCGAGAAUGGGACAAUGGCCUCCUGCUGGCGAGGUGGCAUAUGAUGAGUACGAGAAUGGACCUACAUACCUAUGUGAUGUGCUUCGUCGUCGUACUGUAGGCCUUAUAUUUAUGAAUUGCUAUGCACUGAUGCAUUUGUUGAUGACUUUCCGUCGAGCAGGCAGUAAUGCGUGGCC
Schizophyllum commune H4-8 is the source of this 3670-nucleotide messenger RNA. RefSeq lists its product as uncharacterized. The transcript has 12 exons. Gene Ontology annotation, cellular component: plasma membrane; cell division site; division septum. The coding region runs from base 222 to 3482 and encodes 1086 amino acids. NCBI's taxonomy places the organism in Eukaryota, Fungi, Basidiomycota, Agaricomycetes, Agaricales, Schizophyllaceae. The record is from RefSeq and is a predicted model, not a curated record. Gene Ontology annotation, molecular function: GTPase activator activity. Gene Ontology annotation, biological process: cytoskeleton organization; small GTPase-mediated signal transduction.